ACUGAUAUAUACAUACAACGCCACUCCCGGCUCACUCUCUCUUCUUCCCAUCGAACCAAAACCCAAUUUUCAUCUUUUUCUUUGGGCCCUCUGCUUUCCAGACCCACCGGAGAGCGCAAUCAAAGGAGUGGUAGCCAUCAUUAUACCUUAAAGAACCAGCAACCCUUUGCUUUUUUAAAGCUCUUUAAAUCUCCCUUGAAUCGAUAUCUCUCACGUAUAAUCUCAGAAAACUGCGCUUUGCUUUUUCAUGGCGUCUAAGGCGGAGGAUUUGGAUGACUGUGAGUUUUGGCUUCCGCCGCAGUUUCUCGCCGAUGAUGACCUCAAGAAGGGUGAGCCCGGCACUGGGUUUCUGUACGGCGGGUUUCCGAGUUCACCCGUUGAGUCGGUGAACGAGACGGAGAGUGACGAGGAUGAUUUCAUUUCUGGGUUAACCAGGAAAAUGGCGCGCUCCACUCUGGAAGACGACUCUGAUUUUGAAUAUAAUUGCGGGAAGGCGUGGCGUUUGUCUGGUUCGCCGCAAUCAACGCUGUGCGGGAUUCUAGGUGGCGGGUUGGGGUGUAACCAGGUUUCGAGCCGUGGAAGUACAAACUGUUCUUCCCGUGCCUCCUCUCCUCCCCUGCCGGCGGAACUGCCCGGAAAGGCCGACGGGGGAGCUUGGGAUCUGCUUUUUGCGGCCGCCGGCGAUGUUGCAAGAAUGAAGAUGAUGGAGGAAUCAGCCGCCGCCGCUAGGCUUUACCCCAACCAAAAUGGAAUCUGGGCUCCUCCCAGAAAUGCUAGCCCAGUCGGCGUUCCUUCUCCCAAAACCUCCAUGCCCCAGAGCCUAGGCUUGAUGAACUCAAAUCAACUUCCCCAGCACUCGAAUUAUCAAGAAUUACACAUGGCUCAACUUCAAAGGUUGAAGCAACACGAGAUGGGGAUGCAGGGUAGGAAUGGCAGGGUGGGUUUGAUUCCAUCUCUGAACAGCAACCACCCACAGGCUAAUCUGUCUUCUUGGCCUACCCCCCAACAGUCUCUACAGCAGCCUUGCCGUGGCUCAGGCAUGAGAGCCGUGUUCAUUGGAAAUCCAGGUGGUGCUAAAAGGGAGUGCUCCGGAACCGGCGUUUUCCUCCCCAGAACAGUGGGAACCCCUGCCGAGCCCCGCAAAAAGCCAGUGUGCUCAACAGUUUUGCUGCCGGAGAAGGUUGUCCAUGCCCUCAACUUGAAUUUGGAAGCUCGGGGCCAUCAGCCUCAGCUUCUUCAACCCAGAUACACUCAUCUUCAUGGUAUAUACUUUGUUUCUGACGGUGCUGGGUUGAAGAACCAACGGAGUAAUGGGCGAGUGCAGGCACAACAGAGGCGCAAUCUGAGGCCAUCGCCAGCGUGCUCUGUCAGCCAAGAGCUGCGGUUACCUCAGGAAUGGACCUACUGAUAACCAAAGCCCCAAGCCAUCUAUUAGCAGUAGCAUCAUAUGUUUCUUUCAGGAAGCCUCUGCAAAAGAGGUGACGAGUGAUUUUGAAGAUAUAUAAAUAGUAUUUGCAAAAAUAAAAGAAGAAUAGGAUGGAUAAGUUAUGAUAGUAGACUAUAGUAAUGGUAGUUUAAGGUUAGGAAAAUAGGAAGAAAUGGGUAGUUUUUGGUUUUGGUUGUUGUCAGGUUAGAGGAAAAAGAAUAAAAGAAACACAACACAACACAAAACACAGCUUUUUUGGAUGAUGGGUCCAAUGAAGAAGUGGAUUUGCAGUUUUCAAUCUGCUCAAAACAGCAAGAAUGGAUGAGUGGAUGUGUAAUGGGAGAUCUACAAG
Ipomoea nil (Japanese morning glory) is the source of this 1778-nucleotide messenger RNA. RefSeq lists its product as uncharacterized. The record is from RefSeq and is a predicted model, not a curated record. Lineage: Eukaryota; Viridiplantae; Streptophyta; Magnoliopsida; Solanales; Convolvulaceae. The transcript has 5 exons. Bases 248 to 1408 code for a protein of 386 amino acids.